Haemorhous mexicanus (house finch) is the source of this 1201-nucleotide messenger RNA. RefSeq names its product myogenin (gene MYOG). Gene Ontology annotation, molecular function: DNA-binding transcription factor activity, RNA polymerase II-specific; RNA polymerase II cis-regulatory region sequence-specific DNA binding; protein dimerization activity. NCBI's taxonomy places the organism in Eukaryota, Metazoa, Chordata, Aves, Passeriformes, Fringillidae. Bases 58 to 729 code for a protein of 223 amino acids. The record is from RefSeq and is a predicted model, not a curated record. Gene Ontology annotation, biological process: muscle organ development; positive regulation of transcription by RNA polymerase II; positive regulation of myoblast differentiation. The transcript has 3 exons.
UGGCGCGGGGAGAGGGAGCAGCCGUCGCCGAGCUGCGCACACGUCCCCGAGCCGCCUAUGGAGCUCUUCGAGACCAACCCGUAUUUCUUCCCGGAGCAGAGGUUUUACGAUGGGGAAAACUUUCUGGGCUCCCGCUUGCAGGCCUACGAGCCCGCGGCGUUCCCCGAGCGCGCCGAGGCGGCCCUGUGCGCCGAGGGCAGGGCGGCUCUGGAGGACAAGGAGGCGCUGGCCGAGCACUGUCCCGGGCAGUGCCUGCCCUGGGCCUGCAAGGUGUGCAAGAGGAAAUCCGUGUCCAUGGACCGGCGGCGCGCGGCCACGCUGCGGGAGAAGCGGCGGCUCAAGAAGGUGAACGAGGCGUUCGAGGCUCUGAAGCGCAGCACCCUCCUGAACCCCAACCAGCGGCUGCCCAAGGUGGAGAUCCUGCGCAGCGCCAUCCAGUACAUCGAGCGGCUGCAGAGCCUGCUCAGCUCCCUCAACCAGCAGGAGCGGGACCAGCGGGAGCUGCGCUUCCGGCCCCAGCCCGCCGCAGCCAGCGACUGUGGGUCCAGCAGCUCCUCCUGCAGCCCCGACUGGAGCAGCCAGCUGGAGUUCAGCACCAACCCUGCAGAUCACCUCCUGGCCGAUGAGGCAGCCGAGGAGCGCAAUCUGCACUCGCUGUCCUCCAUCGUGGAGAGCAUUGCUGUGGAGGACGUGGCUGUGACGUUCCCGGAGGAGGGGGGUCAAAACUGAGCUGGUGCAAACCCCGGCGUCUCCUUGAAAUGGUAACGGGGUGGGAAUGAGAUGCCAGAAGGGUCCAGCUGCUGGAAAUCACAUCCACCCCUCCAGCUGUGGGCUGCACGGCUGACACCACUCGGCUCCCUCCCUGCUCCUCGGAGCGCUCCUGCCAGGUUGCAAGAAGAACAGGCAGAGGUGGGGUGGGGCAGCAGCCGCAGGUCCUGGAGGGGCUUCCCAGGGCCAGGCCCUGCUCCACUGCUCAGCCAGGGAUGGGCGGGUUUAGGGCCAAUGUGUGUGCUGGGUUCGCUUUGCUGAGUUUUCCAGGUGCUCCUUGACCAAGGUCUCUGUCCAGCCGGUGUCCGGUGGUGCUGACCCAGAGCCCACCUGUCUUUUCUACUGAACGCUGUGUGCAGUUGCCAUUUAGGGUUUUUUUAAUUAUUAUUUUUGCUAACUUAUUUGGAUUCUUUUUUAAAUAAAGGCAUUCUUG